Microplitis demolitor is the source of this 1804-nucleotide messenger RNA. It is a transcript of the gene Rh50, whose product is annotated as ammonium transporter Rh type B-B. Lineage: Eukaryota; Metazoa; Arthropoda; Insecta; Hymenoptera; Braconidae. The transcript is spliced from 9 exons. The coding region runs from base 332 to 1789 and encodes 485 amino acids. Gene Ontology annotation, biological process: ammonium homeostasis; ammonium transmembrane transport. Gene Ontology annotation, cellular component: plasma membrane. The record is from RefSeq and is a predicted model, not a curated record. Gene Ontology annotation, molecular function: ammonium channel activity.
GUGAGGGACAACGAGCUUGAUCGUGCAUCGGAAGUAUCGGCAUUAACUGAAUCGCGUAUAUCCGCUCGAGUGAUUUUAUAAGAGAGUUCUUUGAUAUACGCGUAGGUUUUCUAUAUUAUUCUACCUAAUAUAAUAGAAAAAAAAAAGUACAUAUUCAAUCGAAACUUGAAUAAAACCGAUUGAAUUACUAUUUAUUAUUAUAUUUUUAUCUUACCAUUAAACCAAGCUAUUAAAAAAAACAUUUAAACGUCAAGUCUUCCGGUGGAGUUUCCAUCAUAAAUUUUUUUUAUAAUAAUUAUUAAAGUUUUUAAUUCAACGAUUGCUGGUGACAAUGUACGAGUGGUCAAAGAAGUACCAGGUGCUGCGUCUUAUCGCCAUUGAAAUCAUCCUGAUGGUGCUGAUGGGAUUCUUCACAGCCUACGGACCCGAGGCGGUGCCGUCAGCUAGUAGAUCAUCGGUCAAGGGCGACCAAGUGUCCACUACGGCCAAGUCUAAUAUUUUACAAAAAGACACAUCUGUCUAUGCGAUGUACCAAGAUGUUCACGUGAUGAUAUGGAUUGGUUUUGGUUUCUUGAUGACAUUUCUCAAACGUUAUGGGUACAGUGCAGUUGGGUUGACAUUCCUUGUAGGAGCUAUUCUUCUUCAAGUGGCUUUACUCUUCGAUGGAGUCAUUAACAUCGGCGAAAAUGGCAAAGUACCGCUUUCUUUAAUGGGACUUUUGAAUGCCGAUGUUGCUGUUGCCGCUCCACUAAUUUCAAUGGGGGCUGUUCUAGGGAAGACUACGUACAUGCAGCUUAUCGUAAUGGGGAUUAUUGAGCUGGCCAUUUACACUGCCAACAAAUAUAUCGGAGAACAUUAUUUUAUGGCAAUCGAUGCUGGAGGAAGUAUGUUCGUCCAUGUAUUUGGUGCUUACUUUGGCAUGGCUGUAAGCUUUGCUUUUGGUAUAAAAGACAAACCUAAGGAGCAUAAUCUCGAGGGAUCAACAUAUCAAUCAGAUUUAUUUGCUAUGAUUGGUACAAUUUUUCUCUGGCUCUUCUGGCCUUCCUUCAAUAGCGCUUUGCUCCAAGAUGAUGAACAACAACGAGCAAUUAUAAAUACCUUGCUUGCAAUAUCAGCAAGCUGCGUAGCUGCUUUUGCUGCCUCUGCUUUAGUCUCGAAUGAAAGUAAAUUUAACAUAGUUCAUGUACAAAAUUCAACGCUUGCUGGUGGGGUUGCUAUUGGAACAGCUGCAGGAAUGAUGUGCGAACCAAUCGGAGCAUUAAUUGUCGGUGGUUUUGCUGGAAGUCUAAGUGUCUAUGGAUAUAAAUAUCUUUCUCCAUUGAUACAAAAAAAAUUAAGAAUUCAUGAUACUUGUGGUGUUCAUAAUCUCCAUGGGAUGCCUGGUAUGGUUGCAGGAAUAUUUGGAGCUUUAAUGGCUGGAAUAGCUUCAGAAGAUAUGUACAGUGACUCACUUUAUCAGAUAUUCCCGGCAAGAGCUCCUAGUUCUGGUGAAAGACUCGCUGAAUUGAAAAGUGAAUUAGGAAUAAACGCAGGCAUUGAUAGAACUGCUGGUCAACAAGCCGCGUAUCAAUUACUCGCACUAGUUGUCACACUUGUAAUUGCUAUUGUUUCUGGAGUAAUUACUGGAAUUAUUUUACGUAUUGAUAUUUGUGGUACCGUAUCUGAAGUAAAUAAAUUCAAUGAUGCAUUAAAUUGGGAACUUGAAGAUGAUAAUGAACAAGAGAUACCACGAAAAGCACGCGAGAAUAAUGCUAGAGUAGUCGAGCAAGUUCCAAUGAGUCAUAUAUAGAUGACUAUCAAUAAU